ACUCUUGCACGCGCACUCAGCCCAGAGCACCAGUAUGCAGGACACAGGAUGACUGUUCAGUACAACCAAGACGUCCUAACCGGUGGCCCUGUAGUAUUUCUCCGUCUUCUAUUAAGAUGGAAGGGCUGUGUUGUGAAGCUUAUUUACGUAGACUUCAUUGUCUUCAUGCUUGCCUAUGCGAUAGUCAGCUGCGUCUACAGGUUCGCACUUACAGCGGAACAGCAGAAGAAUUUCGAGAGUGUGGUGCUGUAUGUGUUCGACUUUCAACAGAUGAUCCCAAUCUCAUUCAUUCUGGGAUUUUACGUGCAACUGGUGUUCUCGAGGUUUUGGCAGCACUUCAACUCAGUGCCGUGGGUCUUUACACCGACCCUGGCGGUGAUUGGCGCCAUCCAGGGCGAGGGCAGGGCAAGGACAAUUAGGCGGACGUGCGUGCGCUACAUGAACGCCAGCUUGAUUAUCGCCUCCUCGCGACUGCACGUCGCUGCAAAGAAACGGUUCCCAACUACGCAGCAUCUUGUUCAGGCAGGUAUACUAACUCAGCGCGAAGGCGAUCUAAUUGAUUCAACAGAUCCUGUUUCGGCUCAACCGUUUCUGCCGUUGGUGUGGACAACUGCAAUUGCUAUGCGGGCUGAGAAGGAUGGACUCAUUCAAAAUCCUCAUGCCUUGGUCAAUCUCAUUCAGGUGGUCAAUAAUUUCCGCGAAUCUCUGCUUCGAUUAUUCCUAAUGGACAAGGUUUGUGUUCCCCUGGUUUAUACUCAGGUGGUUACGUUGGCAGUUUACUCGUACUUCUUGUCGUCCAUCAUUGGUCGCCAAUUUAUUCUGGACUCUUCUGAGUAUUCCAGUCCGUUCAGGAAAGACUACUACGUACCGUUUUACACCAUUCUUGAAUUCAUUGUGUACAUGGGCUGGCUAAAGGUUGCCGAGACCCUGGUCAAUCCAAUGGGUGAAGACGAUGAGGACUUUGACAUCAACAACAUCAUUGACUCCAACUGGAGUUAUGGAAUGCACAUGGUGGACAAGAAGCACCAUCCCACGGAAUUAGUUCGUGACAAAUUCUGGGACUCAAGCAACGUCAUCCUACCCCACACUGCUGGCUCUAAGAAGCUUUUAUCAACACAAAUGACCGGCUCCAUGUACAAUCUUGAGUAA
Molecule: messenger RNA, 1149 nt
Organism: Mesocestoides corti
Lineage: Eukaryota; Metazoa; Platyhelminthes; Cestoda; Cyclophyllidea; Mesocestoididae
Source: the annotation of a GenBank genome assembly